This is a messenger RNA of Olea europaea var. sylvestris, 1098 nucleotides long. Its product is annotated as haloacid dehalogenase-like hydrolase domain-containing protein 3. The record is from RefSeq and is a predicted model, not a curated record. NCBI's taxonomy places the organism in Eukaryota, Viridiplantae, Streptophyta, Magnoliopsida, Lamiales, Oleaceae. The transcript has 9 exons. Bases 48 to 824 code for a protein of 258 amino acids.
UGUUCUCGUGUUUUUCUCCUGCCAUUGUUGAACAGAAGGAACAAACGAUGGAAGCUCGCACUCUCUUCAAACCCCUUAAACCCUUCAAUCUCAAUCGUAUCAAAUUCAUUCGCAUCCGAUUCUCUUCCAAUUUUUCAUCUACCAGAAUCCACACAGGUGGAGAUAGAAUGACUAAAAGAGCAUAUGAUGGAUUGCUAUUAGACGCCGGGGGCACUCUCUUGCAAUUAGCGAAGCCAGUUGAAGAAACUUACUUAACAAUUGGCCAAAAAUAUGGUUUGAAAACCACAGUAGCUGAUAUAAAGCAAGGUUUUAAAAGAGUUUUUUCGGCUCCAUGGCCAGAAAAACUCCGAUACCAGGGUGAUGGUAAGCCAUUUUGGAGACUUGUUGUUUCAGAUGCCACUGGUUGCGACAGUGAUAAUUAUUUUGAAGAAGUAUACAAGUACUAUGCAAAUGGUGAUGCAUGGCAUCUUCCAGAUGGAGCCUAUGAAACAAUGUCCCUUCUGAAAGAUUCUGGAGUUAAACUGGCUGUUGUUUCCAAUUUUGACACCCGCUUGAGGAAGCUACUUAAGGAUCUGAAUGUGUUAGAUCUGUUUGAUGCUGUCAUCAUAUCCUCAGAGAUUGGAUAUGAAAAACCAGACGAAAACAUAUUUAGAGCUGCGUUGGAUCAAAUCUCUGUAGAUGCCAGCAAAGCAGUUCAUGUUGGAGACGAUACAAAGGCUGACAAAGCAGGGGCUAAUGCCGUUGGGAUUGAUUGCUGGUUAUGGGGUGUUGAUGUCAAAACCUUUGCAGAUAUACAAAAACGCAUCCUUUUGCCGGAACCAUAAAUUUUGAGGAUGUAGACAUUGCAGUUCAGUAAUUAUUCUUGGUGCUAUUUCCUUGGCGGAUUUUAUAUUCAUGGCCUUGUUCUUAUCUUAUGAGUUUUUGACAUGCACAACGAAAAACGCUAUGUUUGGUAAAUGCAUUAGGACAUACAAUAAGCAAGAUUUUGUCAAAUUUUUCUGGGACUGCAUCUGUACACUCCACUCUUUUGAUUGAGCCAUCAAAAAUCCAGGGAAUUUGAAAAUACAAUGGUGUUGGACUAAAUCUUGUUCAAGUUUA